AAUAACCAAGUAAUUUCAAGCAUCCCACUUUCUUCUCCUUUGUCUCCAAACCCAUUCUCCCCAUACCCAAACUCCCCAAAACCCUAUUUCAAACCAUUCCCAAAUUCUAUGAAAACCUAUCUCUAACCAACAACACACACAUGAGAACAAUGCCAAUAACAUCAGGAGUUCGAGCCUUCACAUGGUUCUCUCUUCGUAGAUACCUAGAAGACAACAUUACCAACCUCCACAAAUGCACAAACCUCAGUUUCAUCAAACAAAUCCACGCACAGCUCAUCAAAUCCCAUCUCCACCAAGACCUUUACAUUGCCCCCAAACUCAUUGCUUCUUAUUCACUCAAUAACCACAUCUCUUCCGCUGUUAACGUCUUUAACCAAGUCCCUGACCCAAAUGUGCAUCUUUAUAAUAACCUUAUCAGAGCAUAUUCUCUCACAGGCAUUGAAUCAAACAGUUCGCUUGCGUUUGAUGUUUUCUUGAAGAUGCAGUUGGAUGGUGUUCUGGCGGAUAAUUUUACUUACCCUUUUCUUUUGAAAGGGUGUAGUGGUAGUUCUUGGUUGAGUUUGGUGAAAAUGGUUCACGGGCAUGUGGAAAAAUUGGGUUUUUAUGGGGAUCUUUUUGUGCCUAAUUCGUUGAUUGAUUGUUAUUGUAGGUGUGGGGGUGUUGAGAUGGCGGUGAAGCUGUUUGAGGGGAUGGAGGAAAGGGAUGUUGUGAGUUGGAAUAGUAUGGUUGGUGGGUUGGUUAAAAGUGGGGAUUUUGAGGGUGCUUUGAAGAUGUUUGAUGAAAUGCCGGAGAGAGAUAGGGUUAGUUGGAAUACGAUGUUGGAUGCGUUUGUGAAAGCGGGUGAAAUGGAGAAGGCGUCUGAGCUGUUUGGAAGAAUGGGUGAGAGGGAUAUUGUUUCUUGGUCGACGAUGGUUUGUGGUUAUAGUAAGAGCGGGGAUAUGGAAAUGGCAAGGUUGUUGUUUGAUAGGUGUCCUGUGAAGAAUUUGGUGUUGUGGACGACGAUAAUAUCUGGGUAUGCUGAGAAGGAGCAGGUGAGGGAGGCGACGGAGUUGUAUGAUGAAAUGGAGAAGAUUGGAUUGAGGCCGGAUGAUGGGUUUUUGAUAAGUAUUAUGUCUGCGUGUGCUGAGUCUGGUAUGCUUGGGUUGGGGAAGAAAAUUCAUGAUUCGGUUCUGAGGUGUAGGUUUAGAUGUAGUACUAAGGUUUUGAAUUCCUUCAUUGAUAUGUAUGCAAAGUGUGGUUGUUUGGAUGACGCAUUUCGUGUCUUUAGUGGAAUGAAGGAGACGAAAGAUUUGGUGUCUUGGAAUUCCAUGAUACAUGGGUUUGGCAUACAUGGACACGGUGAAAAAGCAAUUGAGCUUUUCUCUACGAUGGUACACGAAGGUUUUGAGCCCGAUAGAUAUACGUUCAUUGGCCUUUUAUGUGCUUGCACCCACGCAGGCCUUGUUAAUGAAGGGCGUAGUUACUUUUAUUCAAUGGAAAGAGUAUACGGGAUUGUUCCCCAAAUUGAGCAUUACGGUUGCAUGAUUGACCUUCUCAGCCGAGGUGGACAUCUAAAAGAAGCUUUUAGGCUUCUGCGCAGCAUGCCUAUGGAACCGAAUGCCAUUAUAUUGGGUACUCUUUUAGCCGCUUGUCGGAUGCAUAAUGAUAUUGAACUCGCAAAAGCUCUAUGUGAACAUUUAUUUAAAUUGGUGCCAUCAGAUCCUGGGAAUUUCUCGCUUCUGUCAAACAUUUAUGCCAUGGCUGGUGAUUGGAUUAAUGUUGGCAAAGUGAGGUUGCUGAUGAAGAUGGAAGGAGGUCAAAAGCCUUCCGGGGUUAGUUCCAUUGAGGUAGAAGAACAAGUACACAAAUUUACUGUACUUGAUCAGUCACACCCUAAAUCAGAUGAUAUAUAUAAUAUGAUUGAUAGAUUGGUACAAGACCUAAGGGAAGUUGGAUAUGUUCCUGGGAUAUCAUAGAUGAAUAUGAUUUUGAUUACAUCACUAUGCACAGCUGAAAUCAUACCUACAGUUCGAGAAAUGAAUACCAUAAUGUAGUUAUGCUUAUGCACAGUGCUGGUUUACUAAAUGCCAAGAAAUCGGUUUGGCAAAACAAAUGUGGUAUUCAGGGGCCUUGGUGGAAUACCAUAACCUAUGUUACCAGUACAAGCAUCCUGCAAUUCUUGUAAAGUCAAAGAAAGGGGAUAUUUUGCAAAGGGAGAAUUCUCAAAGAUGAUUCUUGUCUGUCACUUGUUCUAAAAUGAAGCACUGCUGUAAAUACGCAUACUGGUGGAUGUUGGCGACCAAACUCAGACAUUUACUUGAGAAUAAGGUUAUUUCUACAACUACCUACUUGUCGGGGGAAGCCCCAACUGUGUUUUUGGUAAAUUCUUAUACAUAUGCAGUCGCAGAGAAUAGUUAACAACUCAUUUACUCACUCAUGAAUUGUCAUUAACUUCUUGCAUAAGCAUAAAAGCACUUAGAAGUUGAGUUUUAAUUAUCAUUAUAUUUCGCCCCAUUCAUUGAUCUGCAUUUUUUUCACUCUACAUUCGACAUGCAUGUCUCUCUAAUUUUCAAUUCAUGUGUUCUUGCAUAUUUUUGUUUUUCAUUUUUGUGAAUUUUUUUUCAAAUAACCACUAUUUUCAAAAAAAAAAAUCAAAAUAACCAGUUUCAAAAAAUUUACCAAACUAACCAUAUUUCAAAAAAUAAUAAUUUUAUCACAGAGCAGGCGCCAUUACUUUGUGUGACGCAUGCAUCUAAAUUAACACAGGCGCCAACCACCUUGGCGCAUGCUCCUACGCGUCGCCAUCCUACAUGGUGCAUGCACUUAAACCUUAAGUGUAGUAGCCGUUCAGGACGGCUACUCUUGUUUUGGUUUUUAUAUAUUUUUAAAUAAAUUAAUACUAAAUAUAAAUAAAAAUAAAACUAUUAUAACAUUCAUUUGAAAACACUAUUACAAGAAGUUUUGAUAAUUUUUUUACCAAUGUCCUCAUCCUCCACCGAAAUGCCCCAAAAGCCCGUCGAUAAAACAAAUACGCCUAAAAUUUUGCCUUCGCGGUCUUUGAUUUUGAUUUUGAUCUUCCGGAAGUUUAAGUGCAUGCGCCAUGCAGGAUGACGAUACGUAGGAGCAUGCGCCAGAGGGAGUAGCGUCUCUGUGUUAAUUUAGGUGCAUGUGCCACAGAGUGACACCUCCUCUGUGUGCCGAUUUUUUUUAUUUUUUUUUGAAAUGUGGUUACUUUCAUAAAUGAAAUAUUUUAAAAUUGUGGUUAUUUUAGAUUUUUUUUUUAAAAUAGUGAUUAUUAAAAAACAAAAAUCCAUUUUUGUUCAAUAUAUGAAUAAUGUCUAAUAUAAACUGUCUAAAUUAUAAACAAUCAAAUAAAAGGUCUUAAAAAUAUAUAUGAGUAAUGUUUACUUUUUUUCAAUGAUCUAACUGUAUUAUCGAAUGACAAUUUU
This is a messenger RNA of Vicia villosa (hairy vetch), 3428 nucleotides long. Its product is annotated as pentatricopeptide repeat-containing protein At3g29230. NCBI's taxonomy places the organism in Eukaryota, Viridiplantae, Streptophyta, Magnoliopsida, Fabales, Fabaceae. Gene Ontology annotation, molecular function: RNA binding; protein binding. The record is from RefSeq and is a predicted model, not a curated record. Gene Ontology annotation, biological process: RNA modification. Bases 141 to 1955 code for a protein of 604 amino acids. The transcript has a single exon.